Scheffersomyces stipitis CBS 6054 is the source of this 1065-nucleotide messenger RNA. RefSeq names its product ditrans,polycis-polyprenyl diphosphate synthase. The annotation marks the transcript as partial. The record is from RefSeq and is a predicted model, not a curated record. The transcript is spliced from 2 exons. Gene Ontology annotation, molecular function: ditrans,polycis-polyprenyl diphosphate synthase [(2E,6E)-farnesyl diphosphate specific] activity. Lineage: Eukaryota; Fungi; Ascomycota; Pichiomycetes; Serinales; Debaryomycetaceae. Gene Ontology annotation, cellular component: endoplasmic reticulum membrane; dehydrodolichyl diphosphate synthase complex.
AACAUGACCAGCUCGAAGCUUCUGGACCACGUGAGAAACGACAACAACACGAGUACGUCGCUUGUGGACAUAUCUGCGGACGUCGGCCCCAGCGGACAAAAUUCGUAUCAAAGCGAAAGCUUACAGCAUCCACCCAAUACGAUACGCGGUAAGACCUGGUAUGAUGUGUCUCGCGACUUGAUCAACGACUUUAGACACAAGCAGAUGGAUGAAUCUACUCUGGCCUACUCCAGCAUCAUUUUCUACGCCAACCAUUUAGUAUUGCUUCUGCUUUUCUUUAUGAUUUCCAUCUACAAAAAUGUGAACUAUCUCUACAGGAAGAUGGUGCUCAAGUUUUAUACAUUGACAUACUACCCAAACAAGCUGCCGCAGUUGAUCCGUGAUGACGUGUCGAAACUUGCCAAGAUUCCUAGAGUGAUCUCGUGUAUUCUCGACUUGAAGGACGACGACGACGAGAACGGCGGCAUUGACGGCUUGAUCGGACUGAUCUCCGAGCUUGCUGCCUGGACGGUCUCUGCCGGAAUUCCUCACUUGGUAAUCUACGAGUACAACGGUGUUGUUGUAGAAAACAAGGGAAAUUUGGCCCAACUAAACCGUUAUAUUCUGAAGAAUUUAGCAGCCUAUUUUGGCACUGACUUGAUUCCGAGCUACGCCAUUAGAAUCCCCCACCAUAAUACCGUCAUCUACAGCAGCCAUACCGGCAAAACUCAGGUAAACUCCGCAGAGAGAGACGUGGACUUGGAGAUCUGGUUGUUGUCACGGGAGGACGGAAAGCCUACCAUCGUAGAAUUAACCAAGACUAUGAGUGAAUUGGCCCAGAACAACGAGCUCUCGGUCAACGACAUCACCAUUGACUUGAUUGACGAAGAGCUAGCCGAGCUUGUCGGACCUGAGCCGGACUUGUUGAUCAGCUUUGGGCCGCUGUUGGAUCUCCAGGAUUAUCCGCCAUGGCACAUUCGGUUGUCCGAGAUAUACUGGGAGCCUGAGAACAAAGAUGUGAUCUAUGCUGUGUUUAUCCGGGCAUUACAGCAGUUUUCUAACUGUAAGGUUAACGUCGGUAAAUGA